Messenger RNA from Merops nubicus (carmine bee-eater), 855 nucleotides. RefSeq names its product mitochondrial ribosomal protein L45 (gene MRPL45). The annotation marks the transcript as partial. The transcript is spliced from 7 exons. NCBI's taxonomy places the organism in Eukaryota, Metazoa, Chordata, Aves, Coraciiformes, Meropidae. Gene Ontology annotation, cellular component: mitochondrion. The record is from RefSeq and is a predicted model, not a curated record.
ACAGUGGGCUCUGUGCUGUGUCCUGCUGCAGCAGCUCCAGGCUGCCUUGUCCCAGUGAGAACCAAGAAGCGAUAUUCUCUCCCCAACUGGAGCAGAGAACUGACCCCUGAAGAGAAGGAGAGAAGACUCAAAUCUUUGGGGCCAAUAUAUCCUGAGGAAAAUAUAGAAAGGACCUUCUACUUGGCCUGCACAGGUGACAUUAUAGACCCUUAUGUCCCUCCUGAGGGUGAUGCCCGCCUGACUUCCCUCUCCAAAGAUGGGCUGAAGCAGAAGAUGGACAAGGUGAAGCAGAAGGCUGUCUCCCAGCUGGCUCUGCGGAAGAUCAAAGAUCACGAUCCGAAUUUCAGCACAAAAACCUUCCCAGAGAAGGCACAGGAGAUAUUCAUUGAAGCUCACAACUGUCUGACAAAUUUCAACAAGCAGAAGCUUCACUCCCUGGUGACGGAGCGCUGCUACCCGGAGAUGGUCCGUGGGAACAGGUACAAGACCAUCCGAUGGAGCUUCGUGGAGUCCCUGGAGCCUCCCAGGGUGGUUCAUGUGAGGUGUGACAGCCUGGUGAACAGGGGCAACCUGUAUGGCCAGGUCACCGUGCGCAUGCACUCGCGGCAGAUUCUGGCCAUCUACGACCGCUUUGGGAGGCUGAUGUAUGGUGGGGAGCAGGUGCCUAAGGAUGUUCUGGAGUAUGUGGUGUUUGAGAGGUACUUGGCCAACCCCUACGGCACCUGGAGGAUGCAUGGGAAGAUUGUGCCAGAGUGGGCUCCACCCAAGGAUCCCAUCAUUAAGACGGUGAUGAUUCCUGGCCCAACCUUGGAUCCUUCAAAAGAGUAUGAAGAAAUGAAGUAGGAAGUUGCAGAG